GGUGCAUAUGAUUGUGCUCGUGCCGUGUAUGCCCAUGCGCUUCAAGUAUUUCCAUCAAAGAAGAGUAUUUGGUUGCGGGCUGCAUAUUUUGAGAAGAAUCAUGGAACACGAGAAAGUUUGGAGACUCUUUUGCAGCGGGCUGUUGCACAUUGCCCAAAGUCUGAGGUAUUAUGGUUAAUGGGUGCCAAAUCAAAGUGGUUAGCCGGCGAUGUGCCAGCUGCACGUGGUAUUCUAUCCUAUGCAUUUCAGGCUAAUCCAAAUUCUGAAGAUAUUUGGCUGGCUGCCGUCAAAUUGGAAUCAGAAAAUGCCGAAUAUGAGCGAGCUCGCCGCUUGCUUGCAAAAGCAAGAGCAUCGGCGCCUACUCCACGUGUCAUGAUGAAAUCAUCCAAACUUGAAUGGGCUUUGAUUAAUCUAUCAGAAGCAUUGAAAUUACUUGAUGAAGCGGUCAAAGUGUUUCCAGACUAUGCAAAACUAUGGAUGAUGAAAGGGCAGAUUGAGGAACAGCAAAAUCGCCUUGAAUCGUCUGCCACCACAUACUCAACGGGUGUCAAGAAGAAUCCAAAUUCAAUUCCACUGUGGCUUUUGAUGUCGGGGUUGGAAGAGAAGCGUGGUGCAUUGACCAAAGCUCGUUCGGUACUCGAACGGGCGCGUUUGAAAAAUCCAAAAACACCAUUACUAUGGUUGGAGGCUGUUCGAAUUGAAUUACGCGCUGGACUUGCCGAAAUGGCACAAACAAUAAUGGCAAGAGCUCUGCAGGAAUGUCCACAAUCGGGCGAACUAUGGGCCGAGGCGAUAUUCAUGGAAUCAAGACCACAACGAAAAACUAAAUCUUUUGAUGCAUUAAAGAAAUGUGAACAUAAUCCGCAUGUUCUGCUGGCUGUUUCAAAAUUAUUUUGGUCGGAACAAAAGACUCAAAAAGCAAGAGAUUGGUUUAAUCGAACUGUUAAAAUCGAUCCAGACUUGGGCGAUGCUUGGGCAUAUUUUUAUAAAUUUGAACUAAAUUACGGAACCGAAGCGCAACAAAAUGAAAUUAUCGAGCGAUGUAAUGCAGCCGAGCCAAAACAUGGCGAGGAAUGGUGUAAAGUAAGCAAAAAUAUCAGCAAUUGGUGUUUCAAAACAACGGACAUUCUCAAAGCGGUCGUUAAAACUUUACCUACACCAACAUGAAUAAAAACUUUGCUUAAUUUUUUUUAUUCAUUAGAUUUUAAUAUUUGAUUUGGAAUAAAUUCAAUGAAAUAAAGAGAAAAUAAUUUUAGUUCCAUUGAAAUCGGCUUUAUUUCAAACAUUGUCAUGAAUGUUAGGUUAUGAAUGAUAUGGGUGACAGCGAGAAGAGUAACGAUGAAUACAACAACUAACUGACAGCCGACUGAUUGUGAGUGUAUGUUGGAAAUGAAUCAACGAAUUCGGUAUCGGCCAUAUUGCUAAAACCGAACGUCAACAAAACACAUUCGUAUUGCAAUUGUCAGUAAUAACUCCAUUCUGCUGAGACAAUAGGUGAACAAAUUAAAUUGGAAACAAUUACGCAUUUCUAGAUAUAUUUGCAUUUGGCGACGUAUUUUAUUAUUGGUACUGUUGUAAGACGAAAAAAAUUAUGGCAUCAUUGAAGCAUAUUACGACUGUGUUUGCCAACGGCAGAAUCCCAGUCCAUAAAUACAAGUCAGAAGUGACCGGUUUGACAGUUGUAAUUGGAGAAGUCGAGGGACCUUUGGUUAAUGGAUUUUUUACAUUAGCAACUGAAGCUCAUGACGAUGACGGUUUGCCGCAUACUUUGGAACAUUUGAUUUUCCUUGGUUCCGAAUUGUAUCCUUAUAAGGGUGUACUCGAUUUGCUGGCAAACCGAUGCUUGGCUUCCGGCACAAAUGCGUGGACAGACACCGAUCAUACAUGUUACACGAUCAAAACGGUGGGAAAAGCCGGCUUCCUCGAACUGUUGCCAAUUUAUCUCGAUCAUAUUCUAUUCCCAACUCUGUCCGAUGCUGGAUACAUCACAGAAGUACAUCACAUUGCACCCAAUGGUGAAGACAGUGGCGUGGUUUACUGCGAAAUGCAAGGCAGAGAAAAUAGCGCCGAGUCACGUGCAAUUUUGGCACUUUUAAGAAAUCUUUAUCCAAAUUGCGGUUACAGUGCUGAAACCGGUGGAAUUAUGCACAAUUUGAGAACUAGUACGUCAAAUGAAAAAGUACGCAACUACCAUGCACAAUUCUAUCGGCCCGAAAAUUUAACGUUGAUCAUUACUGGUCAAGUGAAGGUCGAAGAUAUUGCUGCUGCAUUGGAAUCGGUUGAAAAACGUAUUCUGAGCAAAGACAAGAAACCAAAAUUUGUUCGUCCAUGGUUUACACCCGUCGAACCAUUGGCUGAUACCAUCAACAAACGCAUCGUUUAUCCAUCCGAUUGCGAGGACUGUGGAAUUGUUCACGUUGGAUGGCGCGGACCAAAUUGUACCAAAGAGAAUCUCAAGCUGACCGCAUGUUCGGUUCUCUUGCGAUACUUGUCAGAGACAUCGGUUUCACCUCUUCAACGGGAAAUGGUCGAAAUCAGCGAUCCGUACGCCAGCACUGUUUCGUACAACAUUAUCGAAAAUUAUGAGUCGGCAAUUUAUUUCUCGUUUGAAAAUGUUCCGCUGGAUAAAAUUGAUUUGGUCUAUGAAAAAAUGCAAACGGUGCUUGGAAAUAUUUCGAAUGGAGACGAAAAGAUUGAUAUGAAUCGCUUGCAAAACAUCCUUGAGAGAUGCAUCCGCGAAUACUUUAGCAAUUUGGAAAGUAAUCCACAUGAGGCACUCGCCUUUGCUGCAAUUGCCGAUUCUCUCUAUGGUGAACAAGACGAUGAUUUUGACACCAGAUUAAACGUCGAUCGACAGAUGCGAUUGUUGUUGACAAAAGGUGAAGAAUUCUGGAUUGAACUUCUAAACGAGUAUUUAAUCAGUUCCAAACGCAUUGUCAUUCGAGCAGUGCCAAGUGUCGAAGAACAGAAACGAAUGACAAAGGAAGAAGCGACACGUGUGGAGCAACAACGCAAAUCAUUGGGCGAAGAGGGCUUAUUGAAGAAAGGUGAACAAUUGUCUGGAGCAGUCGCCUUCAAUGAAAUUCCUCCGCCACCCGAAAUGUUGACCAAAGUGCCUAUACCAAAUGUCGAUAAUAUCAAUUCGCUGCCAUCAACCGUUCAAGAGCGUGAUGGAGAAGUGUUUGGUGAUCCAUCGAAAUUGGCUGGUUUGAAUUUGAACGAUUUUCCAGUUCCCAUCAAUGUCACAUGCUGUGGAAUUGACUCGAACUUUGGUUACAUCAUGGCAUAUUUCAAUACUAGCAACAUUUCACCCGAGCUGCGAUCGUACUUUUUAUUGUUCCUAGAUUUGAUCGUAGAAUCGCCAAUUCGUCGCGAAGACGGUACUUUGAUACCAUACGAGGAGGUGGUUGCAGCUCUCGAAUCAGACACGGUUUCACUGCAAACUACCAUCGGAUUGGAAGCGACCAAUCAGUUUAGCUGUGGCCCCUAUUCUCAAACUGCUGUUUUGAUGCUCAAAACCGAUCAUAAGAAAUAUAUUCGAGGCAUUCAAUGGGUUGUUGACCUUUUGAAUCGCACUGAAUUCACCGUCGAACGUAUUCGUGUGAUUGCCGCGAAAAUUGUAAAUGCCGUUGCUCAAGCUAAACGAAACGGAAACUCAGUCUCAAAAGAUCUAUUGAAGGCUGUCUACUAUCAGGGAAAUUCAAAUGUGCGCAAAUGCUCAAUGAUCCAUCAGCAACGUUUUUUGAGCUCACUACUCGAGAAACUGGAUAAACCAGAUGAAGCAGCUAAAAUUGUUGGUCAUUUAAAUACGAUUCGCAAAGAAAUUUUGACACCAAAUCGUUUGAGCUUGUACAUAGCCGCUGAUUGGGAUAAAAUAGUCAAAGGGAAUUCCAGUGAAUUUUAUGAAAACUGGAAAAAACUUGUCCAAUCCGAUGACCAAGUCACUUUUAACAAACAAAACUACGAGCGCCCAGAAGUUGAUUAUCAACUACGUAAAAAGGAUAUACCCGAAGGUCAAACACUGGGUUUGGGCUGUGUGGAAGGUGCAUUUUUCAAUCAUGCUGUACCGUGCCCGAUUACCAUUAAUGAUCCCGACUACAUCCCAUUGAUGCUAUUCAUGCAGUAUCUCACCCAAUUGGAAGGACCGUUCUGGCGUCAGCUUCGUGGUCAAGGUCUUACCUACGGCUACAACAUGUACAUUCGGUUAAAUGAACAAUUGCUUUACUUUACUCUGUAUCGAGCAACUAACGUAACGGCCGCAUUCAAACAAUUCAAAACGAUUACGGAAGCACAACUGUCCCCUGAGGCUAGCUGGGAUUCCGCUUUACUUGAGUCGGCACGAAGUUCCCUUAUAUUCGAGUUUGUUGAACGCGAAAAAAGUAUUGAUGCAGUGGUACUACAGAAUUUCAUCUCCACCUGUUUCCGUGGCACCAAACGAAUUACCGAUUUGAAUGUUCAGCAAAUUCGUCAAGUGAACAGUGUCACGGUUGAGGAAAUGGUAUCUGUGGGCAAAAAAUACAUUAGCCAAUUGUUCACGCCAAACUCUCGCACAACAAUCGUGUGCCAUCCGGAUAAAGCCAAUGAGAUACGUGACGAAUUCACUACAUACGGUUUCAAAAUGACCGUUUCCACCAACAUCGAUACCAGCAUCCUUAGCUUAAAAGAUUAAAUUUGAAAUUUCUCUUUCAAAUUUUCGAUUUCCGAGAAGAAAAUCAUACGCAUAGCAUCGAUCUAUGUACGAAAUAAAAUGUUCAAUAAUUUUUUUUAACAUGAAUAAA
Sitodiplosis mosellana (orange wheat blossom midge) is the source of this 4778-nucleotide messenger RNA. RefSeq lists its product as uncharacterized. Lineage: Eukaryota; Metazoa; Arthropoda; Insecta; Diptera; Cecidomyiidae. The transcript has 9 exons. The record is from RefSeq and is a predicted model, not a curated record. Bases 1592 to 4669 code for a protein of 1025 amino acids. Gene Ontology annotation, molecular function: metal ion binding.